AUGGAUUUCUUGAAGGCUGAGAUAGAGAGGAAAAAACGCCAGCUUCAAGAAAAAAAUAUAUUUCCUCCUAAUAAGAAAUAUUUCAAACGUGGUGACUUAAUGAAGAAAAACCAAGAGGAUUACCACAACAGAAAUAAUCCAACUUUGGACAGCUCCGAUGAUAAAGAAAAGUGUGAAGAAAAAGUUGAGGUGCUCAAUUCAGAGCCAGAAAACUUCAAGAAAGAAGAAAUACAGCUGCUUCGGAAAGAUGUUAUUCGUCGACUGAGAGACAGAGGUGAACCUGUACGGCUGUUUGGAGAGACAGAUUAUGAAUCUUAUCAAAGAUUAAAACGCUUGGAAACACUGGAACCUGAUGUAAAUAAGGGCCAAGGAUUUCAAAAUGAUUUUAAGGCUGCUCUGGACAAAGUGGACCAAGAAUAUCUGAAUGAACUUAUUAAAACUACAGAUGGUGCAGUCCAAUCAAAUGAUGUCUCUGUCAAAGAUGAUGGCACAACUUUGGAAGACAUCGAAAAAAUGAAAAAAGAACUUGGUGAAAUCGAUCGUGAUAGAGAUCAAGAAAUUGUUCUACGUUUCCUCAAGUAUAUACUAAAGUUGUGGGGAGAAGAACUGAACAGUCGACCAGAAGAACAAAAGAGGACAGAGAAAGGCAAGAUGAGUAGUGCUACCCAUACGCAGACUGUUGUUUACUUGAAGCCACUGUUUAGAAAGCUCAAACAAAGGAAAGUUGAAGAAGACAUUUUGGAGAGUAUGGUUGAUAUUGUGAAAAACAUGAUGGACAGAGACUAUAUAAAAGCAAAUGAUGCUUAUCUUGAGAUGGCCAUUGGCAAUGCACCCUGGCCGAUUGGUGUCACCAUGGUUGGUAUUCAUGCACGUACAGGACGAGAAAAAAUCUCUUCACGAUAUGUUGCCCAUGUACUCAAUGAUGAGACGCAAAGAAAAUAUAUUCAAGCUCUGAAGCGAUUAAUGACACAAUGCCAACACUUCUUCUCCACAGCACCAUCUCGAAGUGUCAAUUAUGAAUCCAUCAAAUAA
Acanthosepion pharaonis is the source of this 1032-nucleotide messenger RNA. The record is from the annotation of a GenBank genome assembly. NCBI's taxonomy places the organism in Eukaryota, Metazoa, Mollusca, Cephalopoda, Sepiida, Sepiidae.